GGGGACAUGCCCGACCGGAGUCCAGGGCCCGCUGCCCUCGGGGCUAGGCCGCCCUCGUCUGCCGAAAAGAGGCCGAGCGGGACAGGGAGCUGGCGGUCUUCCUGCUGUCGCAGUUCGCGCUGCUGGUGUGCGUGGGCGCCCUGGUGCCCAUUCUGCCGCUCUACGGCCAGAAGUUCGGCCUGUCCCAGAAGCUCCGUUGGCCUGCUGGUCUCCUCCCCCAGCCGUCGCGAAGCUGCUGCUGAACCUGCCCAUGGGCCGCCUCGCGGACGAGGUCGGCCGCAAGCUGCUCAUGGUGGGCGGCAUGGCGGUCUGCGCUGUGGCCGACGUAGGCACUGGCCUCGCCACGGGGCUGGUGCCCCUCGUCCUCUCCCGGCUGCUCCUCGGCGCCGGCAUCUCCAGCUCCGACACCGGCGCCGCGGCGUGGGUGGCGGAUGCCACCGAGGAGCGGCCCGAGCGGCGGGCCUCCUUUCUCGGGCUGCAGAGCGCCGUGCUGGCGGCCGCGUUCGUGCUGGGGCCCACGCUGGGGGGCAUGGUCUCAGACCAGUACGGCAUGAGCUCGCUCUUCUUCACGGUCGCUGGCGGGGCCUCGCUCUGCGCCCUGGGCUACGCCACGCUGCCGGAGCUGUGGCAGGCGUCGGAGCGCCGCGAGCAGCCGCCCAGCUUCCAGGAGCUGAUAGAGACCCGCGAGCAGAGGGCGCUGGCGGGCAUCUCGGUGGCCUUCUACUGCGGGACCGCCUGCAAGAUCUCGCUCAUCCCCAGCGUGGCCAACGAGGCCUUCGGCGCCUCCCCCACGGAGGUCGGCCAGCUCUUCUCGGCGAUCGCGGCGCUGGCCAUCGUCGGCACCCUGGUGGGCGGGCAGAUCGCGGACGCGUUCGGCCCCCGUAGGGUGCUCGUGGCCUGCGGCUCCGUGUGCGCCCUGGGCUACGUGGGCGCCGCCGCGGGCGUCGGCGCGCACAGCAGGGAGCUCUUCCUCGGCAGCCUGGCGGUCUGGGCGCUCGCGGCGGCCGUCAAGUCCCCCGCCCUCCAGGCCUACGCGAUCUCGGCCGCCCCGGAGGACUCGCGGGGAGCGGCGCUGAGCGUCCCCAAGACCGUCGGCGACCUCAGCUACGCCGUGGCGCCCUUUGCUCUCGGGGCCGCCGACGACCGGCUGGGGCCCGAGGCGGCCCUGGCGAUCUGCGCCGGCACCUUCGCGGCCGGGACGGCGUAUUUCGCUGCGCAGACGGCCACCGAGGACGACGCGCGCUAGGGCGGUGCUCGCCGCCGCCGCAGCUGCAGGAGUCGCCCCGGCGGAGCCACCCGGGCCGGAGCGCGCGCGCGCCGGGAGCAUGCCCAGGGAGCGGCGGACUUCGGAGGAGAGGAGCCAUGUUCGAACACCUUUGCAUUGUUCAGCUGCUGCGCGGCUGCGGUGGCAUCCAGGAGGCCUCUGUCCUUCCCUGUCGGCGGCGGGUCGGCGCGCGCGCGCGCCCCCUCAGCGUGGCGGCCUCUCUCGCGCGCGCGGGGGGGCCUGCGCGGCGGAAGGAGCGUCGCGCGCGGGCGCGCCCGC
Prorocentrum cordatum is the source of this 1543-nucleotide messenger RNA. Lineage: Eukaryota; Dinophyceae; Prorocentrales; Prorocentraceae. The record is from the annotation of a GenBank genome assembly.